This is a messenger RNA of Lagenorhynchus albirostris (white-beaked dolphin), 6441 nucleotides long. RefSeq names its product ankyrin repeat domain containing 26 (gene ANKRD26). The record is from RefSeq and is a predicted model, not a curated record. Gene Ontology annotation, molecular function: protein binding. Lineage: Eukaryota; Metazoa; Chordata; Mammalia; Artiodactyla; Delphinidae. The transcript has 35 exons. The coding region runs from base 46 to 5409 and encodes 1787 amino acids.
AGCCGAGGGGGAGGUGAGGUGUGUCUGAAGCCUGUAGGCUCUGCAAUGAAGAAGAUUUUUGGCUUCGGAAGUAAGAAGGGCGAGUCGCCCUUCGGCUCCUUCACCAGCUCGCGGAGAGAGAGCGGUAAUCGAAUCAACUCCCGGCCCGAGUACCACAUCCGAGACAAGGAUCUCGGGAAGAUCCACAAAGCUGCCAGCGUGGGCAACGUAGCCAAAGUGCAGCAGAUUCUGUUGCUUGGGAAGAAUGGCUUGAACGACAGGGACAAGAUGAACAGGACUGCUCUCCAUUUGGCCUGUGCCAGUGGCCAUCCAGCAGUGGUAACUCUCCUAGUGGAGAGAAAAUGCCAGCUUAACCUCUGUGACAACGAAAACAGGACAGCGCUGAUGAAGGCCAUACAAUGCCAGGAAGAGGAGUGUGCAACUAUUCUGCUGGAACAUGGUGCUGACCCAAAUGUCAUGGAUAUCAGUGGCAACACUGCUCUCCACUAUGCUGCCCUUUAUCAGAAUAUAUCACUCGCAGCAAAGCUGCUUUCACAUGACGCCAACAUUGAAGCAAGGAACAAGGAGGACCUCACACCACUUUUACUUGCUGUAAGUGAAAACAAUCAGCACAUGGUGGAAUUUUUAGUAAAGAAAGAAGCAAAUAUACAUGUAGUUGAUAAGAUGAAAAGCAAUCGCCAACUGAUUUCUGAAUAUAAAGAAGAAAAGAGACCUAAAACUCCUUCUCAAAAUAGCAACCCAGUGGAUGAGAGUUCUGAAGAAGAGUCUUUAAGCAGGCUUUCCAACAAACCUGGUGUUGAUGAUUCAUGGCCUACAUCAGACGAUGAAGACUUAGAUUUUGAUACCAAGAAUGUCCUGAAACCAAGCUUAACAAAGCUAAUGAGUGCUUCUCGGCAAUCCAAGAAAAACAUAGAAGCAAAAUGUGGCAUCGUGAGGCCAGAGAAGAGAACCUUCUUUGAGGACAAUAGUUCUGAUAGUGAAAAUGAAGAUGUGGUCGAAACCUUUCCCAAACCAUCAGUCAGACUCCAAGGUGUCUCUCAUCCUGCUUUCCCAUCACCUGAACCUCUCCCAAAACCUCUCAAGUCUUUAGCAGGCCUUGGUCUUACAAAGGAAGGAGCAACAAAUCCAGAGAUUGGAGAAAAAGAAAAUGAUACUGAUGUUGAAAGUGCUCCACAAGAGCAAACAGAUCAUAACAAUUUGACUUCUUUUGAUGAAGCACACAAAAAUAAUAGGAGUGAUAUGAUGUCAGCAUUAGGAUUAGGAGAAGAGGAAGGUAUAGAAUCACCUUGGGAUUCUGAGAGUAUCUCUGAGAGUCUUCCACAGAAGUAUGUUGAUCAUUUAUCUGGAGCUGCAGGUCAAAGAGGAAAAAAUAUAUUAAAUGGCCAAGUAGAAGAUGUGCCUUAUAUACCUUCUUGCAUGAGUGGAUCGAGAAACUUUAAGAUGACUAAACUAGAGGAUCCAAGAAAUGUAGGCAUACCAGUAGCCCACAUGGAUUCUCCUGAAGGAUAUCCUCACUUGAAGCCUGCAGUUGGAGUGAAAGAUUCUGUUCCUAAUGAAACAGUAGGAAUGAAGGAUUUGCAAACAUCCAGAUCAGAUUUUUCAGAUUGGGAUUCUGCUAGUUUGACGCUCAAUAAUGAGACUUGUCAGAGAGCCGGGCAUUUGAAAGUUGAUGAUAAAUAUCCAUUUGUGUCUCAAUCAAUGACCAAAAAUCAGUCAGCAUCCACAGAAUUUGGACAGAUGACCUUAAUAGAUAAAGAAAAGAUUAAUAUCGGAGCGGUGUUUCUGUUAGGGAAUUACACGCUCCAUGACCUGUGUGAGUCACAGCUGCCAGAAAACAGAGAAAGCAAACAAGAUUUGUCAGCAGAACUAGACUUAGAAAUAACAUCGGAGGAAGCACAAGAAAGGCUUGAUGGAAGUGAAAAUAACCACUCACAGGUUGAAGAAGAAAAGAAUAAGCACAAAAGUAGUGAAAUGGAAGUAUCAGAAAACAUAUAUGAUGCUGAUGAUAGUGGAUUAAUUCAACAGAGAAAGAGCAGAAAAACUAAUAACCAACAGUUUCCUACCAUGGAGAAUGAAGAUUCUGAUAGUAGCGGUCCUGGCGUGCAUAUGAAGGAAGUAAAGAAAAAUGAAAAUGAAAAAUGGACAUCAAAAGAAUGUGUGAUUACACCAAUGUUUGAGAAGGAUGAUUCACUGAUCGGUGGUCUGCUACACAUGAAUGAUGACAGCAGUUUAAGUGGAGUAGAUCAGGAUGAUGGCAGGGCUGCAAAGGAAACAUCUAACGAAAAGAACAAGGUCAAAGAGCAAAUUGAUUCUAUGGAUGACCUUGAUGACUUAACUCAGUCAUCUGAAACAGCUUUUGAGGAUUGCCAGAUGCUUUACUCUAAUUAUAAGAAUUCCAUGUUGCUAAUUGAACAACUUGGCAUGGAGUGUAAAGAUUCUGUUAGCUUAUUGAAAAUUCAGGAUGCAGUUCUUUCAUAUGAAAGAUUAAUAGAACUUAAAAAAAAUCAAUGUGAACUACUUACAGGAAAAAAUAAAAAAAUGGAAAGUAAGGUUAGUGGGCUACAAAAGGAGCUAUCAGAAACAAAAGAAAUGAAAUCACAGUUAGAGCAUCAAAAAGUGCAGUGGGAACAAGAGCUCUGCAGCUUGAGAUUCACCCUAAAACAAGAAGAAGAGAAGAGAAGAAAUGCUGACAUGUUAUAUGAAAAAAUUAGGGAGCAGUUAAGAAGAAAAGAAGAGCAAUACAGUAAAGAAGUUGAAAUGAAACAACAACUUGAACUCAAUCUCAGAGCACUAGACACGGAACUGAGGACUGUGAGAAAUAAUCUGAAUCAGGUUGUAGAAGAGCGAAAUGACACUCAGAGGCAGCUUUCUCAAGAGCGGAAUGCCAGAAUUUUACAAGAUGGAAUCCUGACCAAUCACCUUGCCAAACAAAAGGAGAUAGAAAUGACUAAUAAGGAAAUGAAUUCUGAGGUGUCCAAUAGUCCUGAAAAAGAAAAAGAUCUGUUACAUAAAAACCACAUCUUGCAGGACGAAGUUGCCAUGCUAAGACUGGAAAUAGACACAAUAAAAUGUCAGAACCAGGAAAAGGAAAAGAAAUAUUUUGAGGACAUUGAAAUUGUAAAAGAAAAGAAUGAUGAUCUUCAAAAGACAAUAAAACUGAAUGAGGAAACAUUAACAAAGACAACAUUCCAAUAUACUGGACAGCUUAAUGUUCUGACAGCUGAGAAUACAAUGCUAAACUCUAAGCUGGAGAAUGAAAAACAAAGCAAAGAAAGACUGGAAACAGAAGUGGAAUCCUACCGUUCUAGACUGGCUACUGCCAUACAUGAUCACCAUCAAAGUCAGACAUCAAAAAGAGACCUGGAACUUGCCUUCCAGAGAGCAAGAGAUGAGUGGUUACGCUUGCAGGACAAAAUGAAUUUUGAUGUGUCUAACCUGAAUGAUAACAAUGAGAUGCUUUCCCAGCAACUUUCUAAAGCUGAAAGUAAAUUCAAUAGCCUAGAAACCCAGCUCCAUCACACGAGGGAUGCUCUCAGAGAAAAGACUUUGAUGUUAGAACGUGUACAGAGAGACCUAAGCCAAGCACAGUGUCAAAAGAAGGAAAUUGAACACAUGUAUCAAAGCGAACAAGGCAAAGUGAAUAAAUACAUUGGAAAGCAGGAAUCCUUAGAAGAGAGAUUAUCUCAACUCCAGAGUGAAAACAUGUUGCUCAGACAGCAACUGGAUGAUGCGCAAAACAAAGCCGACAGUAAAGAGAAGACAGUGAUUAACAUCCAAGACCAGUUUCAGGAUAUUGUGAAAAAACUUCAAGCUGAAAGUGAAAAACAAGGUCUGAUGCUGGAGGAAAGAAACAAGGAGUUAAUCAAUGAAUGUAAUCAUUUAAAAGAGAGAAUGUAUCAGUAUGAAAAUGAGAAAACAGAAAGAGAAGCACUUGUGAGACAACUUCAACAAGAACUGGCUGAUACCCUAAAAAAGCAAUCUAUGUCAGAGGCUUCACUGGAGGUCACGUCACGUUAUCGUACUAAUUUAGAAGAUGAGGCACAGGAUUUAAAGAAAAAAUUACGUCAAGUCACCAGUCAGCUGCAAGAAGCACAGGAUCAACGUACAGAGGCCAUGAGAUGUGCUGAGAAGACGCAGGAUCACAUCCAAAAGCUUGAAAUUGAAAAUGCCAAGUUAAAAGCUGCAGUCAAAAAGCAAGCCGGCAAAAUUGAACAGCUUCAGAAAAACCUGUUAAGUACAAGUUCAUCUGAGGAUGAAAAGGAGCAAUUAAAGAAAUGUAUUGAGUUAAAACAGUCUCUGGAAUAUAAUUUGGAUCAAGAACUGAAGAAAAAUUGUGAAUUAGAAAAAGAGAUUAUUGGACUUAAGAAACUCUUAAAAAUGCCAAGAAGCAAGUUAAAUGAAUAUGAAAAUGGAGAGCUUAGUUUCCAUGGAGAUUUAAAAAUCAAUCAAAUUGAAAUGGAUAUUCAGAUUAAUAUGCUAAAACAUAAGAUUGAUGACCUUACAGCAGAACUGGAAACUGCAUCUUCAAAAUGUCUACAUCUGGGUGCAAAAAAUCAAGUUCUUCAACAGGAGUUAUUAUCUAUGAAAGUAAUGCAAAAGAAAUGUGAAAAACUAGAGAAGAAUAAAAAGAAGUUGGAACAAGAAGUAGUGAACCUCAGAAGUCAUAUAGAUAUGAAUAUGAUAGAACACAGUCAAGUAGAGCAGUAUAAACGGGAGAUUGAAGAAAGAGCAAGACAGGAUAUAAUAGAAAAAUUAAAAGAAGUCAACCUAUUUUUACAGACACAAGCAGCAUCUCAAGAAAACUUAGAGCAGUUAAGAGAGAAUAAUAAUGCUUCAGUAAGAAGUCAGAUGGAACUCAGAAUUAAAGAUCUGGAAUCUGAACUCUCCAAAAUGAAAGCUUUUCAAGAAGAUUCUAAUAAAACAGAAUUGGAAAAAUAUAAGCAACUCUACCUCGAAGAACUAAAAGUUAGAAAGUCAUUGGCAAAUAAACUGAACAAGACUAAUGAGAGGCUGGCAGAGAUCAGUACCAAACUACUGGUGGAGAAACAGCAGAACAGAUCUUUACUCAGCACUCUUACUACGAGGCCAGUCCUGGAGCCACCUUGUGUAGGAAGUCUUAAUAAUAGUUUAGUGCUCAAUAGAAAUCUUACUCCAGGAGAAAACUUAGAGAUUUCUACCUCAAGUUCACGCCCUUCAAAUAAGAGCAUGGAGAUUUACUUGACCAAGAUGCAGCAGGAGAUGGAAAAAAAUAUAACUAGAGAACUAGAAAAAGCUGCUGCUGAAUGUGAAUCUGGAUCCUAUAGAGCUUCUCCUCUAGGAGCUACUGAUGAGUCAAAUCUAAAUCAGGAUCUAGUUUUGAAAACAUCACAAGAAUAUGUACAGAUUUUGAAGAAAAAUUAUAUGAUCUAAAAGAUAAAUAGUAAAAAUUUCCCUACUGGGUUGUUUGCAUAACAUUUUAGUUGUUUCCCAUUAAACAUGAUGUGAAAAUCUUUAUUAAAGGAAAAUAUUUUUGUAUUAUAUGUGUAUGAUGAAAAUUUAUAUAGUAUUUUAAACCAUGUUUCUCUGCAUCUAACUUACUUUUAAGCAGAUUUUGUGAAUCAAAACACUGUUGAGUUUUACAUACUCAAACUGAGCCCUGAUACCAGCACCCAGACAACCAAACUUGUCAUUAAUAUAUAGUGGUGUUGAUUGAUAGCUUGUUUGUAUUUCCAAUUUUAUCACUAUAUAUAGACCUAAAGAUUUAUACAGACAUCAUUUGGAUAUACUGCUGCUAUGGCUAUUGUCAAUGUUUGUUUUUAAAAAAAAUAUUAUUUAUUUAUUUUUGUUUUUGUUUCUUGCGGUACGCGGGCCUCUCACCGCUGUGGCCUCUCCCGCUGCGGAGCACAGGCUCCGGACGCGCAGGCUCAGCGGCCAUGGCUCACAGGCCCAGCCGCUCCGCAGCAUGUGGGAUCCUCCCGGAUCGGGGCACGAACCCGUGUCCCCUGCAUCGGCAGGCGGACUCUCAACCACUGCGCCACCAGGGAAGCCCUAUUUAUUUAUUUUUGACUGUUGGGUCUUCGUUGCCGCAUACGGACUUUCUCUAGUUGCGGCGAGCGGGGGCUACGGGCUUCUCAUCGUUGUGGCUCCUCUUGUUGCGGAGCCUGGGCUCUAGGCGCGCAGGCUUCAGUAGUUGUGGCAUGCGGGCUCUAGAGCACAGGCUCAGUAGUCGUGGCGCACAGGCUUAGUUGCUCCAUGGCAUGUGGGAUCUUCCCGGACCAGGGCGAGCCCGUGUUCCCUGCAUUGGCAGGAGGAUUCUUAACCAUUGCGCCACGAGGGAAGUCCUUAUUGUCAAUGUUUGAUGUAUUACAAUUGUUAUAGUGCCAUAAAACUUAGUAUAUGUAACUUCAAACACUUAUUCAUAGAUCUUUCCUCAUGGAGAAAUAAAAUUUGCCUAUGACUUUU